AUGUUUAGCCAACCAUUCCUUAUCUUGAUCCUGGUGCAUUUGUGCGCUGCAGGAUGUCUGGACUGGCUUUGCUGUUGGAAAGGGAAUGAUGAUGAUGGAAGUUGUAAAAAUGUAAGAGAAGCAAAGAGAACGGCAGCCGCGUGCGUGUCACUAUGUAUAAGAAGGGGCUCCUGUCGAAGACAUUAUGGUUAUUUCGGAGAACCCCUGCCUAAAUGUCGCAAAUGCAUUGGAAAAUGUCUUAAAAAACAUGGGCUAGAAAAUCCGUACGAUAAACCUGCGCAAGGAAACAGAACGAUAGGAAGUAAGGAAGAGUAA
Messenger RNA from Cylicocyclus nassatus, 315 nucleotides. The record is from the annotation of a GenBank genome assembly. NCBI's taxonomy places the organism in Eukaryota, Metazoa, Nematoda, Chromadorea, Rhabditida, Strongylidae.